AUGUGUGAGCUCAUACUACUUAUGUUUGUUUUUGUAGUUUCCUGUGGUUUAUUAGUUGGAGAAUCUAUUUCUACUUGCAAAUGCCUGGAUCGUAUAAUAUUGUUACACAAUAUAGGAGAUUUCCGAAUUAUUUCAAGUCCGAAUUAUCCGGAGCCCUAUUGUUCGGGAAUGAAUUGUAAUUGGCAUGUUGUGGCGCCAAGCAAUAAAUUCAAAAUUCAGUUUAGUGCUGACAACUUGGAUCUUCGAAAAAAUAUAGAUGACAUACUAUUUUAUGAUUAUUCAAAACCUGAGUUGCUGGUAAACAGAACCGAUAAUCACAGAUGCACCGGUGACGAUCUUUGUCAUUAUACAAGUCACUUCCAAUAUCUUACAAUUUGUUUCAAAACGUCGAAUAUGGAAGACAUCAACAACUUUGGAUUCCAAGCAGUAGUUACAACUAGGGAUCUGAAUGGCGGUAAAAUUCGAAAACCGAUUAGUGAAACUCCAGUAAUCCUCUUUUUCAGAAUCAAAUUCCUUCCGCUCUAUGCUUCAAUUAAGUUUUUUGAUUAUUUUCUUCUCGAUUUAUUUGUUAAAACAUAUUUAGAUCAUGAAUAA
This is a messenger RNA of Caenorhabditis remanei, 594 nucleotides long. RefSeq lists its product as uncharacterized. Lineage: Eukaryota; Metazoa; Nematoda; Chromadorea; Rhabditida; Rhabditidae. The record is from RefSeq and is a predicted model, not a curated record. The transcript is spliced from 4 exons. The coding region runs from base 1 to 594 and encodes 197 amino acids.